Molecule: messenger RNA, 802 nt
Organism: Lymnaea stagnalis (great pond snail)
Lineage: Eukaryota; Metazoa; Mollusca; Gastropoda; Lymnaeidae
Source: the annotation of a GenBank genome assembly
GAUUCAGCUGACUCUGUUCCUCAAGGAGCUUGGCCUGCCAGUUCACGAUGCUUUGCUGCUAUGGAAACACCAAUACUCAGAGCCGGUGGCAUCGAACUUAUCUGAGGCUUGUGGUCGUUGGCAGGGCAACGAAAGACGUUACAUCUACAAUAUCCGUCAUCUGUAUGGCUUUGAGGGAGCUCGGGUGAACUACAAGGCACACAGCUGUGCAUUUCUGCAGGUCAGUUUCUUAGGGAAAUGUUAAGUUUAUUUGGUUUUGAAAAAAAGAUAAAGACUUGAAAAAAAUAUAAUUUUAAAAUUUGUCAAAGAAUGAAAAAUCUGAUACUAAAAGUAACAUAGCUUCUGUAGCAUGCAAGACUCUUAAGCAGGAAUACUUUACCCUUUCAAAGCCCUCAAAUGAAUCAGAACGCAGUUAUUUUACAAUGUUAAUUUAUUUAUAUGCAUAAAUUUAAUUUCAUAUCAACCUUUCUGUUAGGUUUUACCAUUGAGGAACCUUGCAUAAGGUUUCUCUGCUUGUGUAUAUGGAAAUUUGGCGGCAUUCAAUGUUCAUUAUCAUCAAUUAAAUUUGGAUACAGAUAAAAAAAAUAGUCAUUCAUGCGAUGAUAGUCUACACUUUGUAGAUGCAUUGGGAUUUCUGUAUAUUGUCCUAUCAGAAGUUAACAAUUAAAAAAAACAAUUAAUUCAGAACCAUGAAGUAAAAUAAAAUUAGUUUUUAAAAUGUUUAGAAUGAUCUUAAUUAUAGAGCACUCAUGUAUUUCUUGCUUUUUGUUAAGGAAAAGUCAAUCUCAAGUCAUGGUGCCGG